AUGGUCGUUCUCGCGGCGUCAAUCUGCACCCGCGGGGGGAAAGCUGUCCUUUCCCGCCAGUUUCGAGAGAUGCCACGGUCGCGGAUAGAAGCCCUCCUCGCCUCGUUCCCAAAGCUGGCCGACAGCGGCACCCAGCACACUACCGUUGAGCAGGACAAUGUUCGAUUUGUCUACCAGCCGCUUGACGAGCUCUACAUGGUGCUCAUCACCAACAAGCAGUCCAACAUUCUCCAGGACAUCGACUCCCUGCACCUGUUCGCUCAGGUCGUUACCAGCGCAUGCCGAACUCUUGAUGAGAGAGAGAUUGUCCGAAAUGCCUACGAACUUCUCAGUGCCUUUGAUGAGCUGGUUACGCUUGGGUACCGGGAAAACCUCACCAUAAGCCAGAUAAAGACCUUUUUAGAAAUGGAAAGUCAUGAAGAGCGCAUCCAGGAGAUCAUUGCCAGAAACAAAGAGCUUGAGGCUGCCGAAGAGCGAAAGCGAAAGGCCAAGCAACUUGAGAUGCAGCGCAAGGAGUCUGCCAGGGGUAACCGGGGAAUGCCACGAACUCCAGUUUAUCCAACCUACACUCCUCCUUCAAGACCUAGCGGUGCCGAUUCGUACGAUUCAUAUGAGGCUGAAAAGAACAAGACGUUUAACAAGCCCCUCGCACCAAAAGGAAAGGGCAUGCAGCUGGGCAAAAAGUCCAAAACCACGGACAUGUUUGAGCGAGUUCGCGGCGACAUGGGCGGCGAAAUCGAUGACACUCCCCUGGUAGCUCCCACGGCGGCUGCUGCUACCGAACCCGUCGAACCCCGGGUCUCAUCGACUCUUGACCGCGAUGCUGUCCAUGUUACCAUCUCCGAGUCAAUUAGCGCCAACCUCUCUAGGGAAGGUGCUGUCAACACCUUGUCCAUUAGCGGCGACCUUUCUCUUCGCAUCUCCGAUCCCAGCCUCACCAGGGUUAAACUUGGCCUGCAGGCCGUCACAUCUCACGGCGCACAAUUCCGUACACAUCCCAAUGUGGACAAGAAUUUAUUCAAUGGGUCCAAGACGAUUCAAAUGAGCAACACAGCACGUGGGUUCCCUGUCAACAACUCAGUUGCUGUCUUGCGAUGGAGAGCCUCGCCAAAGGCGGACGACGCCAGCUCCUGCCCCAUCACCUUUACUGUGUGGAUUAACGACAAUGGUGGCAAAUACAAUGUCACAGUCGAGUAUGAGCUUACCGGCGGCGAUGCGCUGAGAGAUGUCAGCGUUGUCAUACCCUAUUCAGGAAGCGAGCCUGUCGUGUCUAGCUUUGAUGCGGCGUAUGAGGUCUCUGGAGACAUGUUGGAAUGGAACAUUGGCUCAGUUGACGACGAGAACCCCAACGGUGCUUUCGAAUUCGAGGCUGAGAGCAGUGAUGAGAACGAUUUCUUCCCCAUGGCUGUGAGGUUCAGCAAGACGACACCAUACAUAGAUGUUGAUGUAAAGAAGGUGUCCCUGUUGGAUGAGGAUGAGGAGAUUACAUUCUCGAAAGAGGUGAAGUCCACCGCAGACAACUACUCUGUUGAGUAG
Metarhizium brunneum ARSEF 3297 is the source of this 1536-nucleotide messenger RNA. It is a transcript of the gene ARCN1, whose product is annotated as Coatomer subunit delta. The record is from RefSeq and is a predicted model, not a curated record. Gene Ontology annotation, cellular component: COPI vesicle coat. Lineage: Eukaryota; Fungi; Ascomycota; Sordariomycetes; Hypocreales; Clavicipitaceae. Gene Ontology annotation, biological process: retrograde vesicle-mediated transport, Golgi to endoplasmic reticulum; endoplasmic reticulum to Golgi vesicle-mediated transport; Golgi localization.